This is a messenger RNA of Cladocopium goreaui, 1166 nucleotides long. The record is from the annotation of a GenBank genome assembly. Lineage: Eukaryota; Dinophyceae; Suessiales; Symbiodiniaceae.
CAAACUUCAAAGCUGAAUCCUGAUGAUUUUGGAGCCAUCAGUCUUUCUGGGUUUUGCUCCGUACCUCGGUCACCGAAGCCUGCAGAUUUGUGCAGCUAGCUGUCGACAAAGCUUCGAUCAUGCUUAUGUGUCUGAUGUGUGGCACGCAGUGGAUUUUUCUCAGUGGCGACCAUUGGAGGGUCACAUAGAACCUGGAGAUAUGGAUUUGAUCUUUGCGCUCAAACGUGUACCACCUGGGCGUUUGCGCCGGUUGGUCUUGCGAAGCCGGCGUAUCAGCAACGAUGGGUUCAGUGCAAUCUUGCUGAUGCAGAAUCAAGUAGAAGAACUUGUGAUAGACACCAAUCUGACACAUCUAGGUAGUGCCAGUUGCAGUUGCCUCUCUGGCGAUGCCCUGGCUUUGGCGCCAAGCUUGCGACGCUUGGAGUUGCUGGGUCUUCCUCUCUCGGCCCUCGCCAUGUCGGACGGGAUGGACGGGCGGGUCUCGCUGGAGACGUUGGUGUUGCAGCUUCCCACGCUGCAAGAUCUUCAGGCAAUCCCAGGGCUGAAGACAUUGAAGAUGCUUGAAGUGUUCCCUCCUGCAAUCAGCUUCAACAGCCUGGGCAUGUUGCUUCCAGAAGUUCAGCUCUUCAACGAAGCCCUACUCCGGAUCUUCAACAGCUGCCAGCAAUUGCAGCAAGUUCGCUUGUGGGGGUUUUACAUCCUGGAUACCAUGAUGCUUCGAGCCCUCUGCAACUUGCCCAAACUGGAAGAGCUUCAUGGCUACUACCGUGAGGAUGUGGACCGUACGACGCUUUCGGCGCUUUCGAGAAAAUGUGUCAACGUUCAUUUGGCUCUUCCGCCUUGAGAAAAUCGACCAGAAAUGACCAGUUUCUACCAGGAGAAUCGUGAAACGGCCGUGUGCUGACGCAAUUUGAUCAAUGUGGCAGCUGGGUCAGGCAAAGUUUUUUCGGCAAAGUUCCUUCUGAUUCAGUUCUGCACAAGACAUGGGAAUAUGAAUAGUUUUGCUAGCGAAGGCGUGAUGUUUGUCAUGCCUCAAUUCAAUGAAUUUCAAUGCUGCAAAUGCUUGCAUGUUUCUGCCUUGAAAUUAGAUGAAUUCGAUGUUUUGAUGUGAUUUCGUCCGAGUUUGUUGGCCGUUUGCCUGUGGGUGGCGACGACUUGCGUCAAAA